GCCAGUGGGAGAGAGUCUCCGUCGGCAAACGUGGUGCUGCUUCCUGGGUGUGAAGGUGCUUUCAAACCUUAGGUUUCUGUUCCUUUGCCCCUGGCUUUUGAAGAACAGAGAGGAGGAUGGAGACCGAGUCCGGGGCGCAAACAUCGAAUCAGAUGCAAACAGAUUCAUUAUCUCCAUCCCCUAAUCCUGUGUCACCUGUGCCUUUGAAUAACCCAACAAGUGCCCCAAGAUAUGGAACAGUGGUCCCUAAUCGCAUCUUUGUAGGAGGAAUCGACCUUAAGACAAAUGAAAAUGAUUUAAGAAAAUUUUUUUCCCAGUAUGGGUCUGUAAAAGAAGUGAAGAUUGUAAAUGACAGAGCUGGAGUGCCCAAAGGGUAUGGCUUUGUCACUUUUGAAACACAAGAAGAUGCACAAAAAAUUUUACAAGAGGCUGAAAAACUUAAUUACAAGGACAAGAAACUGAACAUUGGUCCAGCAAUAAGAAAACAACAAGUAGGGAUCCCUCGUCCCAGUGUAAUGCCAGCUGCUGGAACAAUGUAUCUAACAACUUCAACUGGAUAUCCUUACACUUAUCAUAAUGGUGUUGCUUAUUUUCAUACUCCAGAGGUAGCUUCUGUCCCACCACCUUGGCCUUCACGUUCUAUAUCUAGUUCCACUGUGAUGGUAGCUCAGCCCGUUUAUCAGCAACCUGCAAAUCACUACCAGGCCCCUGCACAGUGUCUACCAGGUCAGUGGCAGUGGGGUGUUCCUCAGUCUCCUGCCUCUUCUGCUCCAUUCUUACACCUGCAACCUUCUGAGGUUAUUUAUCAACCAGUGGAAAUUGCACAGGAUGGUGGAUAUGUUCCUCCUCCGCUGUCUCUGAUUGAAGCUUCAGUUCCAGAGCCUUAUUCUGAUCAUGGAGUUCAAGCAACAUAUCACCAGGUUUAUGCUCCAAGUGCCAUUGCUAUGCCUGCACCUGUGAUGCAGCCUGAACCAAUUAAAACAGUGUGGAGCAUUCAUUAUUAAGACAACUGGGCAGCUCUAGUCUAGCUCAACUGAUUUCUUGUCCUAUGAUCCUUGUGUGGCCGAGACCCAGCUUCAACGAACCGGCUAGAUGCUGCCCGUUGUGAAACUUAGGGUUAGUUAAUACC
Molecule: messenger RNA, 1129 nt
Organism: Lagenorhynchus albirostris (white-beaked dolphin)
Lineage: Eukaryota; Metazoa; Chordata; Mammalia; Artiodactyla; Delphinidae
Gene: BOLL
Product: boule homolog, RNA binding protein
Exons: 11
Coding region: 117-1004 (295 amino acids)
Molecular function (GO): RNA binding
Source: RefSeq, a predicted model, not a curated record